GGUAAUGGCUUUGGUCCUGAUUUUUGCUCAGUAUUGUUGGCCACCACACACAGUUCCAGUAUCCAGUACAAUUUUGCUAAUGGGUACAGGCAGCCUUGAGUAUGUUUUGUGUCUGGUUGGCAUGUAAAAUGUUUGGGGAGGAGUAUUCCAUGUGCAAGCUUGAAUGGGCUAGCUUUUAGGGUUUUUGGUGGGUUAAGCAUCAGAUUACAGCAGCCUGGUCCCCAAACCAACUUUUGGAGAACUAGUUGAUGUGCAGGUUUUUUGCACACAAUUGAUUUCAGAUAAUGGGCAUGGCUUGCCUGACUGUCCCUUAAGGACCAUUAUUCUUCUUCCAUCAGUGAUACUAUGUGAGAUGGGUGUGUUCCCUCUAUGGCUCUGAAAUGCAUUCUAAUAAAAAGAUAAAUUUCCUCCUUGCAAUCUUGGGCUUUGGGUGUUCCUUAUUCUGGGAAGGGAUUUAAAGCUGUCUGCCAGACCCGUGGGCUGUUAAAACAAGACAGUGCCACAAUGCUGAGCUCAGGCCUGCGAAUUCCGCCCCUCCUCCUCCUGUUGCUCACAGCCAUGGAGCUGAGCUGGUCCCUUAUAGAGGAGGACAAGAAGCUGAUUGUGGACCUGCACAAUCAGUAUCGAUCAAAGGUUUCUCCUCCAGCUGCAGACAUGCUGAAAAUGAGCUGGGAUCCAGAGCUGGAAACUUUUGCCAAAGACUAUGCAACAAAAUGCAUCUGGGAACACAACAAGGAGCGUGGCUGGCGAGGCGAGAACCUCUUUGCCAUGACUGGUGACUUGACUGUGAAGACAGCAGUGGAAGACUGGUACAAUGAGUACCAGCAUUAUAAUAUGACCACGUUAACAUGUGCAGAAGGGGAGAUGUGUGGCCAUUAUACCCAGGUGGUCUGGGCAAGCAGCAAGCGUGUUGGCUGUGGGACAGAGUUCUGUAAAACCCUGGAAGUUCUGAAUGAAACCGAUAUGCACUUGCUGGUCUGCAACUAUGAGCCACCGGGGAAUGUAAAAGGUCGUAAGCCUUACGAGGAGGGAUCACCAUGUUCCAUGUGCCCUGAUGGCUAUUCCUGUGAGGAUUCUCUCUGUGUGUCUAGUGGUGACUUGGAAGGAACCACUGCAUCCCCCGGGCCUACAGGACUGGAACCAACUGCCAUCAUGACCACAAGUCCCAAAUCCAUCUCCAUCACAACAGGUCCAGCAUCCGCCACAUCAGAAAGUCCCCAACCCCUUACAGAAGCAGAAACUGAAUUUCCCACAACCAAAGGGCCAGCCUCUUCCCUAGAACCAACUUCAGACCUAGGCCUUAGAACAUCUCCUGAGUUACAGACAAAAGGAACUGAGGCCGCUUUUGCAACAGGGUUUACACCUCACACAAACUUGGACCCCACUCCUGCCUCCCCAGAAACAGAAACUACACAAGUCUCCUACUCAGAACUUCCUUCAUCAGAUGAUUUAAUCACUUCUGAAGCCAGCAUGAAAAAUGUUGAGCAGCCUCCAAGUACUGAACCUGUGCACUCUAGUCCUAAGGCACUGCCUACCACUAAAUUGCCUCCCACUCCUAAGAGGCCCUCCCCUUCUAAACUGCCCUCCCCCCAUAAGCCACCAUCUCAUCCUAAGCCUGCCUACCAUAAACCUCCCCCUCCCCUUAAACAUACCCCCAUUUCUAAAUCACCUGCAAGCUAUCGUUUGGCAGCAUAUUCCAAAGCAAUAAAAAGGCUCAAUCAUGUUGCUCAGUCCUCUUUAGGAAAGACAGCUCACAUCUCUGUCUGUCUGCCCUGCCUUGGUUGUAAACAAAUUAGUCAACCUGAAGAAAUAAAGACUGCUCUUAAAGAGCUAACUUUCACAAACCCCAACACUUCUUGCUUUUCCCCACUUCCCCGAUGGCGGAGACAUAGUAAAUGCCGCUGGUGUGGACGAACCUGGAGCCAUGCACUUACGAGGGCCAGCCCCUAUUGGCUGAAGAGUUUAUAGCACUAUGCAACCAAAUGUAUUUAUGUGCAGUGUUCUUCAUCUCUGCAUGUAUAUGCAUGUAUAUGUGUGUCAAUGUGCAUGCAUGUAUUUUCCUUUCUGCGCUUACGUGCACAUGCCAGUUUGAGGGCCAAGCCCUGUGAGACUCCCAGUACCAGAAGACUCUUCUGUUACUUGUACAAAGCUCUCUCAAACAGUCAGGCAUGCAACAAUGCUGAAGGGUUUUGUUGGGAAAUCUAGUGUAUUUCCAUAGCUUCCAUGUUGUUCUCAGUUCCAGAGAGUGG
Messenger RNA from Heteronotia binoei (common prickly gecko), 2249 nucleotides. RefSeq names its product peptidase inhibitor 16 (gene PI16). The coding region runs from base 505 to 1968 and encodes 487 amino acids. The record is from RefSeq and is a predicted model, not a curated record. Lineage: Eukaryota; Metazoa; Chordata; Lepidosauria; Squamata; Gekkonidae. Gene Ontology annotation, cellular component: extracellular region. The transcript has 5 exons.